Messenger RNA from Microthlaspi erraticum, 774 nucleotides. The record is from the annotation of a GenBank genome assembly. NCBI's taxonomy places the organism in Eukaryota, Viridiplantae, Streptophyta, Magnoliopsida, Brassicales, Brassicaceae.
AUGGUGCAAGAUCACGACGAGACGGAGAAGAAAUCCUACGCCGAAGUUGCCGCUGUCGACGGCGAUGGAAAUGAUGCUGGAGAAAUCGUAAACGGAGGGACGACGAUGAAUGGUCGUCGCAAAACACAAGACCCCGUGGAGGCUAAGGUGGAGGAUGAUGAUUCGGAGAGUCUCUACUCCUUGAUUUGCCUCACGAUCGGUUCGAUCCUGUUCCCAGAUUCGAAAUCCGGCGAUGCCUCGUCUUCUUUGCUUCAACGGAUAAGAAACUCCGUCGCUGAAAAUGGCCCCAAGCUUCGAGACGCUUCGAGAAAAACUUCAAGCGAGAUUCUCCUCUGGACUCGUAGAGGCAGCCCGCUUCGUGCUCUGCUUGUCAUCAGUAUUGGAACAAUAGUUCUUCUUACAACAAUGGCUUUGGUUGUCUUCACGCUCUUCUUUGUAGCUGCGACGGUGAAUGCAAUCAUAGUCUCUCUUCUGAUUUCACUUGCUGUUGCUGGUGGCUGCUUGGCUCUCUUCUUUCUCUGCUUGACUGGUAUUUACAUCGGAGCCUUAUCCAUUGCUGCAUUCGUCAUCUCCACCGCUACAGUUUCAGCCGUCGUUUGUGUCCUAAUUGCUUCAGGUUGGAUUGGGUUUUUCUAUGUUGUGUGGUUGGGAACAAGAGGAAGCCUGCGCUUGGCGAAGCAAUCGGCGUCAGUGGUGGGAUCAGCCAUUUCAGGUAACACUUUCAGUCGUCAGCAACACCAAGACAAAGAGGUGAAGAUUGAAUCAUCCAACUGA